Messenger RNA from Alternaria burnsii, 201 nucleotides. RefSeq lists its product as uncharacterized. Bases 1 to 201 code for a protein of 66 amino acids. The transcript has a single exon. NCBI's taxonomy places the organism in Eukaryota, Fungi, Ascomycota, Dothideomycetes, Pleosporales, Pleosporaceae. The record is from RefSeq and is a predicted model, not a curated record.
AUGUCGAACCUAUGUAACAUGUUCUCUUCCUCACAAACCUCUAAGGCCUCCUACAUUGCACAUGCUCAGAGUAGAGAAAGCCAAACCACACCAACCCAUUUGGACCAGCCAACCAAAACAUCGCGUAUAGCGAAGCUAGUCGUUGAACUAACAACAAACCCGGCGCCCCGGAUCUUGGAUUCCAAGCUAGCCAUGAGCUGA